Molecule: messenger RNA, 2724 nt
Organism: Lithohypha guttulata
Lineage: Eukaryota; Fungi; Ascomycota; Eurotiomycetes; Chaetothyriales; Trichomeriaceae
Gene: SCH9
Product: Serine/threonine-protein kinase
Exons: 3
Coding region: 1-2724 (907 amino acids)
Biological process (GO): protein phosphorylation
Cellular component (GO): nucleus; cytoplasm
Molecular function (GO): protein serine/threonine kinase activity; ATP binding
Source: RefSeq, a predicted model, not a curated record
AUGGCGCAGGCUGGUGUCAACCCUCACACCGCAGCAGACUUGCUCAGGCAAGCCAUGGCUCAAAAUGUUGCUCGACAUAGCGGUGAAAGAGACCCGAUGCACGAACAACUCCUCUCCGGCGCUCCUACGCCCUCAGGCGUCGAGACACCUCGACCCGAUUUUCAGGACAAACGCAUGCCUGGUAUAGUGCAUGGCUAUUUUGGACAGGUGGGUAACCGGGCUCUAUUCCAACUGCCUCGAUCCAAAUCCUACAAAUCAUCCAUCACCACUUCCCAGCCUGCUACUACCCCCACUGUCAAAACUGGGCCCAAGCCAUAUCCUGCAAAACCUGCGCGUAGAAACAGCCAGCCUAGCCGCUGCGUCUCGACUGCUUCCAUGGACUCUCUGGUCAAGGUGGAUCGCUACCGGAAUAUCGACACACCACCUGAUUCUGACGACUUGAAUUUCGAUGCACAAGAGCUGGAUCAAACACAAGACAAGUCAACUCAGCCGCCGACACCUAUUUCUUCUGAUCCCUAUGAGGUACAGAAAGACGGUGGAUCCGCUGAGAAUGGUGGCCCACUCGUCGAUGGAGGUCUUGCAUCCAUCACACAAGCCCUCAGGAACUUUGUCCGGCCAAAAACGAGUGCGAACCGCCAUCAAUCGUUACCGACCUCAGGCAUAUCAAGAGAUUCCGUACCUGCUGCUCAUAUUUCUAGCCCUAUCUCAUCCCUGCAAUCUCCGCAAUCUACACAUCCCUCAUCUCCUCCACCUCCUAAGAACAUGCACUCCUCCGUUUCUAUACAGGAUCUGAAUAAGCUGACUUUGGACGCGGCCGAAAAGACUACGAAUACUCCCCCUCUUACUCCGAGGGCUCUUUCUCAAACUGACGAGGCCCGUGCUCGAUCACCACGAUCCAAUGUAAGCCUUGCCGCAUCCGAUGAUGGCGCAAGCAGCCAGAAUACCUCGGCCGUUCGACCAGGCGAUUCCGUACCGAUCGGUGCUCCUAGAGGCAAAGUCAAGGUUAGGAUAGCAGAGGGAAAAGGUUUGCGACCAUCGGUAGAACCUUAUUGUGUUUGUGUCUUUGAGUGGAACGAAUAUAUCUCGCAGGGCCCUAAGCAAGACCAGAUGGAUAUAGAUGAGAAGAAGCCAUCUAUGGCCAAUCUAUCCUCCGUUCACAUGAAGCGGACGGACAGCGAUAUUGCAAGAACUAUGGCCAUUCCCAUGAGAAGUCGCCAGAGCAGUACCAAUGGCCUAGACGAGAAUCGAGGCCUGGAAAAAAUGACAGAUCCUCAAUGGAACAACGAAGCGACGUUUGACGUAGUCAGUCAGCGCUCGGACGUUGAUAUUUCCGUUUACGACAGACGAUCUGGCUCCAACGAAGACAUCUUUCUCGGUCAUGUCCGCACAAGUGUGCAACUAAACGAGCAAAACCCAACCUUCGAAAGAUGGAUGCCCCUCCAGGCUCGCGCGCCUGAAGAUCAACACAUCACGGGAGAAAUACUUAUCAAGAUGCAGUUUUCCACGGGCGACAAGAAGCAGUUUGGUCCCAAUGAUUUCCAGAUCCUCAAAUUAGUCGGCAAGGGCACUUUCGGUCAAGUCUACCAAGUACGAAAGAAAGAUACUGGAAGGAUAUAUGCCAUGAAGGUCUUAUCGAAGAAGGUUAUCAUACAGAAGAAAGAGGUUGCGCAUACUUUAGGAGAAAGAAACAUCCUUGUAAGAACAGCAACAACUGACUCACCCUUCAUUGUGGGCUUGAAGUUCUCCUUUCAAACGCCACAAGAUCUGUAUCUCGUCACAGAUUUCAUGUCUGGCGGAGAGCUGUUCUGGCAUCUUCAGAAGGAAGGCAGGUUCAAGGAAGAUCGAGCAAAAUUCUACAUCGCAGAACUGAUUCUAGCUUUGAAACACCUCCAUCAACACGAUAUAGUCUACAGAGAUCUCAAGCCAGAGAACAUCCUCCUCGACGCGAACGGGCACAUUGCCCUGUGCGAUUUUGGUUUGUCGAAAGCUAAUCUCACAAAGAACGAUACUACGAACACUUUCUGUGGUACCACGGAAUAUUUGGCCCCGGAAGUAUUGCUCGAUGAAGCUGGAUACACCAAAAUGGUUGACUUCUGGUCACUAGGUGUAUUAGUCUUUGAGAUGUGCUGUGGAUGGUCACCUUUCUAUGCGGAGGACACUCAACAGAUGUAUAAAAACAUUGCGUUCGGCAAGGUGCGAUUUCCACGAGAUGCUCUGUCCACCGAAGGUCGAAACUUCGUAAAGGGUCUACUCAACAGAAAUCCGAAACAUAGACUAGGAGCGAACAGGGAUGCAGACGAGCUGAUCGAGCACCCAUUCUUUGCGGAUGUUGACUGGACUGCGCUGGGCAAGAAGAAUCUUGUGCCACCAUUCAAACCAAAACUAACAUCCCUGGCCGACACAUCACACUUCGACCCCGAAUUUACAAAUGCACUCAACACCUCCCAAUCGCUAAACGCACGAGCACAAGCACUAGCUGGACAGGGCGUGCCGGCCUCGACACCAUUAUCACCGACAAUGCAGAAUGCCUUCAAGGGCUUCACAUUUGUGGAUGAUAGCGCAUUGGAACAGCACAUGGGCGACCGCGGCAAUGAUUAUGGCGACGACCUGAACCUAACAAGAACCAGGACCAAUCAGAGUACAGCUGGAAAUAGAAUGUCCGGCAUACAACGAACUGGCACACAAGACGAUGGCAUGUUCGAUGGGGAGAACUGGGAAAUGUGA